UCCUGAGUGUGAUGUGACCGUGCCCAUGUCGGUAGGGGACCAUUGCCAACGUCUCUUUCUCCUCAAGGCUAACUGCUUGCUCAGCCAGUCGACUUCGCUGGGCUCGCUGGAGCGGAGCCGAAUUCCCGCUGGGCUGGACAAGGGCGGCUGAAACACGAGGUGUUAGGUCACAGCGCUAGGCUGGCGGACUGAGGUUUCGUACCUCGGACUGCACUGCCAUCAUGCCGAUUCUUUCAAAGGGUGAGCAUGUGUGGCUGGACAAUGGCAAGGGCGGCGAAUUCGACGUGCCCAUUGGCUGCAUCGUCAAGUUCUCCGACACCGGUCAAAUGCAACUGGUGGACGAUGAAGGACAGGAACACUGGGUGUCGCAAGACAACAGUCACAAGAUCAAGCCGAUGCACAUCACAUCAGAGAAUGGUGUGAACGACAUGAUUCAUCUCGGUGACCUCAAUGAAGCUGGAAUCUUGCACAACUUGCUGAAGCGCUACAAUGAGGAGAAGAUCUAUACGUUCACUGGCAGCAUCCUGGUGGCCAUCAACCCGUACCAGAUCUUCUCCAUCUACGGUCAAGAGUACAUCAAACGCUACCAGGACAAGAAGAUCGGCGAGCUGCCGCCGCACGUCUUUGCCAUCGCCGACAAUGCGUACUACUUCAUGAAGCGCGGACAGCGUGAUCAGUGUAUCAUCAUUAGUGGUGAGAGUGGUGCAGGCAAGACAGAAAGCACCAAGCUCAUCCUCAACUUCCUGGCAGCGACUAGUGGACAGCAUUCAUGGAUCGAGCAGCAGAUCAUCCAGGCCAAUCCCAUCAUGGAAGCUUUCGGCAACGCCAAGACAAUUCGCAAUGACAAUUCCAGUCGCUUCGGCAAGUACAUUGACAUUCAUUUCACCAAGGCUGGUGUCAUCGAAGGCGCCAAGAUCCAGCAGUACUUGCUGGAGAAGUCUCGCAUCGUUGGCCAGGCUGAUGGCGAACGCAAUUAUCACGUGUUCUACCGGAUGAUUUCUGGCAUGACCGCGGAAGAGAAAGGAAAACUGCACUUGAAGGACGCCAAGGAUUUCUACUACCUGAUCCAGGGCAACUCGCUGACAUGUGACGGGAUGGACGAUAACAAGGAAUUUGCACUCAUCAAGGAUGCCAUGAAGAUUCUGACAUUCACGGACCAGGAGCAGUGGAACAUCUGGGAGCAGACAGCGGCCGUGCUACACUUGGGUAACAUCAAGUUUGAAGAGAUGGAAAUCAACAACAUGGCAGCAUGUCGCAUCAUCAACGAAGAAGUGGCUCAUCUUGCUGCCAAGCUCCUUCAGGUCGAUGGAAACGAGCUGGUCAAGUCUUUGACUCAUCGCACAACGUUCGCUCACGGAGAAGUCAUUGUGACACCACUGAGUGCUGCGCAAGCCCUGGAUGUGAGGGAUGCAUUUGUCAAGGGCAUCUAUGGUCGCGUGUUCAUCUGGAUUGUGAACAAGAUCAACAUCGUCAUCUACAAGGAGCCACCAUCACGUCAUGAGACGUACCUGUCUAUUGGCGUACUGGACAUCUUUGGAUUCGAGAACUUUGGUGUGAACUCAUUCGAGCAGCUGUGCAUCAACUACACCAAUGAGAACCUGCAACAGUUCUUUGUGCAGCACAUCUUCAAACUUGAACAGCAAGAGUACGACAGAGAGAACAUCAGCUGGGAACACAUCGAGUUUGUUGACAAUCAGGUAUGCCUGGAUCUGAUUGCCGUGAAGCCAAUGAACAUCAUUGCUCUUGUCGACGAGGAGAGCCGCUUUCCAAAGGGCACUGAUGCAUCUCUGCUGAUCAAACUGCACAAGCAACACGCCGAACACAUUCACUACCUCAAGCCCAAGUCGGCGCAAAACACCACGUUUGGAGUGCGACACUUUGCCGGCGAUGUGUACUACGAGAGCAGAGGUUUCUUGGAAAAGAACCGUGACACGUUCAGUGCGGACUUGAUCGACUUGCUGACAGUGUCCAAGUGCGCAUUCCUGGCAUCCCUCUUCAUCAAGGAGAAGAAGAUGGGCACGGAAACGCGCAAGAAGUCGCCGACGCUGGGUGCUCAGUUCAAGACCUCGCUCGACCUGCUCAUGAAGACACUGAGCGCCUGCCAGCCAUUCUUUGUGCGCUGCGUCAAACCCAACGAGUUCAAGAAGGCGAAGAUGUUUGACCGUGAGUUGUGCACACGUCAGCUCCGUUACUCUGGUAUGAUGGAGACGAUUAGAAUCCGUCGGGCUGGUUAUCCAAUUCGCCAUGCCUUCCAGGAGUUUGUCAAUAGGUACUACAUGUUAAAGAAAGGCCUGAAGGUGUCUGACAACUCCAUCAAUGUCAUCGAGAAGUGCAAGAAGAUUCUGAUGAGCACGCUCGGUGAAGGUCUUUGGCAGAUUGGCAAGACCAAAGUCUUCUUGAAGGACGAACAUGACGUGAAGCUGGAGGAAACACGGGAGGCCAUGCUCAGUGAGCGUGUCACCACCAUUCAGAGAGUAUGGCGCGGCUACAAGCAGCGCAUCUACUUCAAGAAGCUGAAGAAGGCCUGCGUGAUCAUUCAGAAGGCGUGGAAGAAGUUCAGUGUCCGGCGCAAAUAUAUCAAGAUGCGUCGUGGCUUUAUGAGGCUCCAGGCAACCUUCCGCAUGAGGAAGUUGACGCGUGACUACAGGAAGAUGCGUGCAAGAGUCUAUGGCUUCCAGUGCCAUUGCCGUGGAUUCCUACAACGCAAGGAGUUCAAGCGACGGAGAAAGUCAGUGAUCCUCCUGCAGACCCACUUCAGGAUACUGCUGGCAAAGAGAAUGCUACGGCAGCUGAAACUGAAGAAAAAGCGCAGAGAAGAAGCAGAAAGACUAAGGCGCGAGGAAGAAGAGCGUCUGCGACAGGAAAUGGAGGCGGAGGCAGCACGCAGCGAAGCAGAGCGCCACCAUCAGGAAGAGCUAGCUCGCCUGGAACGCGAACGCGUGGCGGAAGAAGAGCGUCUCAAGAAAGAGGCCGAGGAGAAGAAACGUCUGGCCGAGGAAGCUGAAAAGGAGGCAGAGCGUCGUAGGCAAGAAGUGGAUGAGACCAAGAUGGUUGCUGAAGUGUUUGAGUUCUUGCCAGAGGGCGAACAGGACACGAGCAAUGCUGGAGUACCGGAGGCGUUCAAGGAUCUGGUCAACAGACAGCCGGAAAACGAAGAGAGACAAGAAUCGGUCAGCCCACCACCGGAGCCAAUUGCCAAGGCACCCGAGGAAGUGGAGGACCUGUCCAAGUUCCUCUACCCCAAGUUUGCGCAGACCUACUUCCAGGGCCAGGCCACCGACUCGCACAUCCGCCGCCACCUGAAGCAGCCAUUGCUGCAGGGACUGGGUGACAUGGAGCACAAGGCCGCCCUUGCAGUAUGGAUCUGCAUUCUACGCUUCAUGGGCGACAUGCCAGAGCCCAAGUAUCGUGCUCAAACUCAACCAGCAGCCGAGAAAGAGAAGACUGACGGCUUGGUGAAGACGCUGAAAGGAACUCUUGGACGCAAGUUCAGCAAGAGCAAGCUCGCAGAAGAGCUGAAGGAAGGCGCGGAGCCAGGAGCCGAGUUGACACCAAACGAGGAAAAGAAAAUACAAACCCUUCAGCAAAGACUAGAGAAUGAUAAUCUGACCGAGAAGGAAAAGAAGAAGAUUCGCAAGCAUAUUGCGUCCAUGACCUUGAGGAAGAAGAGCAAGAUCAUCCAGGAUGUUGCUGGCCAGCUGAAGGAGAGCGAUGAUGCAGAGCACGUACCUGGCUCUGACCCGACAGCGUCCAUUCCACUGCUACAGCGACCCACCUCCAACCUGGAGAAGCUGCACUUCAUCAUCGGGCACGGCAUUCUACGGCAGGACCUCAGGGACGAGAUCUACUGCCAGAUUUGCAAACAGCUGACCCAGAACCCAUCUAAGACGUCGCACGCCCGUGGCUGGAUCUUGAUGUCGCUGUGCGUUGGCUGCUUCACGCCAUCACCAAAGUUCUUCAAGUACCUGAAGAAGUUCAUUGAUGACGGCCCGCCAGGCUACGCACCGUACUGUCGCGAGAGACUCGUGCGCUGCUUGCAGAAUGGCACCCGUCUUCAGCCACCCAGCUUCCUGGAGCUGCAGGCAAAUCGCUCCAAGAAACCCUUGAUGCUUCCCAUUACAUUCAUGGACGGAAACACGAAGACUCUCCUUGCUGACUCGGCGACAACGGCUGGCGAGUUAUGCGAGCAGCUCACAAAGAAGAUCGAGCUGGGCGAUACGUUCGGCUAUUCCCUCUACAUUGCUCUCUUUGACAAGGUGAGCAGCUUGGGUAGCAGCUCUGAUCACGUGAUGGAUGCCAUUUCCCAGUGCGAGCAGUACGCCAAGGAAAUGAACGUUCCUGAGCAUAAUCCACCGUGGAGGCUGUUCUUCCGCAAGGAGAUCUUCAGUCCGUGGCACGAUCCGCGCGAGGACGAGAAAGGAACUGACCUUAUAUAUCAGCAGAUCAUUCGCGGCGUGAAGUUUGGAGAAUACCGCUGUGACAAGAACGAGGAGCUUGCAUCACUUGUAGCGCAGCAAUACUACGUCGCCAACGGCUUGGACCUGGACAUGCAGAAGCUGGUCGAGUUCAUUCCCUUCUGCAUUCCUGACGUCGCUCUUCAGGCAUCCGGUGCUACUCUAGACAAGUGGGCUGCACUUAUAGCUCAAUGUUUCAAGAAGGCGUACUAUACACAGCAGAAGAUCAACCCGCAGUACGUCAAGGAAGACGUCGUCAUGUUCGCCAAGAACAAGUGGCCACUGCUCUUCUCGCGGUUCUACGAGGCGUAUCGCUUCAGCGGUCCCACGCUGCCGACCAACGACGUGAUCAUCGCCGUCAAUUGGACCGGCGUGUAUAUAGUGGACGAGAACGAGCACGUCUUGCUGGAGUGCUCCUUCUCCGAACUCAGUAGCGUCUCUAGCAGCAGGACUGGCAAGAGCCAAGGCCAGAGCUUCUCAUUGACAACAGUGAAGGGUGAUGAGUACACGUUUACGUCAGCCAAUGGUGAAGACAUCCACCAGCUGGUCACGCACUUCCUGGAAGGUCUUCGCAAGCGCUCCAAGUUUGUUGUGGCCAUGUUGGACUACACCAGCCCCGGUGAAGGGUCAUCAUUCCUGAGCUUCAAGAAGGGUGACUUGAUUUCCCUGGAGAACGAUGAUGAUGGGGAGACAGUCAUGAACAGCGGCUGGUGCUCGGGUCUGUGUGCUCGCACUAACCAGCGCGGCGACUUCCCCGCCGAGUGCGUGUACAUCCUGCCCGCCAUUACCAAGCCACCGCCCGACGUACUGGCUCUGUUCUCCGAGCAAAGUGCCGAUGCUCAGCAGAAGAUGACCAUGGCCGCAUCGCCGGAAGACGAGGAUGUCAAAAUGGACCCCAGCCAGGUGUACACCCUGGAGCAGUACAGCACGCUGCACUUCCGCACGCAGCAGAAGAAGAUGACCAAGUCGCUUUCCAAGAGCGCUCUCAAGCGGAAAGACACCAACCUGCCAUGGGGAUUCACCCGAGAGCCAAUCAAGGGAGCACUGUUGAACAGAGUGGCAGCUAAUGAAGAGCUGUCAAUGAAGGCACAGUCUUCAUUCUUGAACCUAAUGAAGUACAUGGGUGACUAUCCGACAAAGCUGCGUGGGCGAGCGGUUUCUGAACUGGUAGACGGUAUAUUCACCGAUGCGUUGCAGCAUGAUAUUCUGCGUGAUGAAAUCUACUGUCAGAUAAUCAAGCAACUGACUCACAAUGGACUGAAGUCCAGUGAAGAGAAAGGAUGGGAAGUUCUCUGGCUGGCAACUGGCCUGUUCUCAUGCAGCUCCACGCUGCUGAAAGAAGCACAGGCAUUCCUCCGCUCUCGCCAGACAACGCAGACACUAGCGCUGGACUGCUUGAAUCGCAUCAACAAGACAAUGCGGCAUGGGCAGAGGAAGUAUCCACCUCAUCUUGUUGAAAUCGAAGCCAUCCAGCACAAGACAACUCAGAUCUUCCACAAAGUCUACUUUCCCAAUGAGUCGUUCCAUGCGUUUGAAGUGGACUCUGGAACGCGGGCCAAAGACUUCACGUCGGUCAUUGCAAAGACGAUGAAGCUCAAGUCUCCCGAAGGCUUCAGUCUGUUUGUCAAGAUUGCAGACAAAGUUAUCAGCGUGCCUGAUGGAGAUUUCUUCUUCGACUUUGUCCGUCACUUGACGGAGUGGCUGAAGAGAGCAAAGCCACCGAAGGACUCUGCGCCGAUCAACCUCAGCUAUCAGGCAUUCUUCAUGAAGAAGCUCUGGACUGACUUUGCCGUCGGUACUGAUCCCAAUGCCGACAAGAUCUUCUACUAUCACCAGGAGCUGCCCAAGUUUCUCCGUGGCUAUCACAGAGCCAACAAGGAGGAUGCGGCAUAUCUGGGCUCUCUCGUCUACCAGGUCAAGUUUGCACAGGACAAGUCUGCCUUCCAGCAGAUACCGCAAAUGCUACGUGAGCUACUGCCGCAAGACUUGAUUCGCUUGCAGUCGCCGGAGGACUGGAAGAAGGCGAUUGUGGCACAGUACACCAAACACGCGUCGCUCUCAUCCGAUGCUGCCAAGUCGGCGUUCCUGAAGCACAUCAGCCGAUGGCCGACGUUUGGCUCGGCUUUCUUUGACGUCAAGCAAACAACCGAGCCAAGAUUCCCGGAAUCUCUCCUCAUCGCCAUCAACAAGAACGGUGUGAACCUCAUCAACCCGGCCACCAAGGAGCUCUUGGCCACGCACGCCUUCACGCAAAUCUCUAACUGGAGCAGUGGAAACACCUACUUCCACAUGACCAUCGGUAACUUGGUUAACGGCAGCCGGUUGCUCUGCGAGACAAACCUGGGUUACAAGAUGGAUGACCUGCUCACGUCCUACAUCUCGCUGAUGCUCGCCUCUAUCAACAAGCAGCAGAAGAAAGACGCCGGUGCCGGGUCAGCCAAGGCCAAGGCACCCGCGGCGAAAGCACCUGUGGCGAAAGCAGCUGCAGCACCCAGGCAAGCAAAUCCGCGAUCUGCCGGGAAGCCAAGUGCACGCAACGCCGGUCGACCAGGCGCUCGGAAAUGAUCCCAUUAUUUAUGAAAUUGAUGAUUUUCAGCGCACAGAUGCAGAAUAAUUACUACCCUGAAUGUUUUAUUAUAUUUUGAAUCUUAUUUUCAAUACCUGCUUCUCUUUAUUCUUAUGCCCACCUAUUGUCUUUAGUCAACGCCUUGUAAAUUUUUCUCUGCCAAUCCGACAAGCCAGCAGUGUGACCAUAUUUGUAUGAUAGCCACGUUUGUUUUAUGGUCAGUUACAUAGUUUGUGUGCUCGGUGUUCCUCGAAAUUCUAGAAAAACGUUUGCAACAGUGUCUAUUAUAAUUAUACUCGUUUUGCUUGCUUCUGCUUGCUUGCAUGCAUGCAUUGAUUAAUUAUGCGCGAACUCCAGCGCGUACGUUGGCUAGAAUAAUUCUAUGUGUGUGAUCUGUACACCGGUUUGAUGUUACUGCGCUGCGCACAUGAAUACAGCUAUCUUCUUUCUUUGCAUGGACCUCAAACAAAUUUUUUAUAAUACCACAAUAAUACAUGCACAAGUAUGUAACAAGAUUGUAAAAGUUUUGUUCCGCUCCUCCACAAA
Sycon ciliatum is the source of this 7566-nucleotide messenger RNA. Its product is annotated as myosin-VIIa-like. Bases 222 to 7019 code for a protein of 2265 amino acids. The transcript has 54 exons. Gene Ontology annotation, molecular function: protein binding; cytoskeletal motor activity; ATP binding. Gene Ontology annotation, cellular component: myosin complex; cytoskeleton. The record is from RefSeq and is a predicted model, not a curated record. NCBI's taxonomy places the organism in Eukaryota, Metazoa, Porifera, Calcarea, Leucosolenida, Sycettidae.